AGACUGAUGAAGCAACGCGUAUACCGUGCUCUACCAUGAGGAUGCGGACAUGUCAUUUCAAAACUAUCCCGAUGUGUCAGUGCUCAUGAUCCUUGAAGAGGCGCAAUCAGGCGAUGGUUCUCGGACUCCUACAAGGCGCGAUAUGUGCAGACACCAAACCGUCAGCUUAGGGCUCACGACGGACUAGCUGAACUGUGUCUGGGUAUGGGCAGUGCAAGGAAAUAAUGCCAUUUGGUGGCCCUUUGGCAUCGCAAGAUGCUUCAUUCUAAUGACGGCGAAGCAUAAGUAGAUGAGAUAUCGCAACAUGUUUGACCGAACAGCUCUCCAGCACUUCACAUUCUUGUCAUUGCCUCCGAUAUGGCCUUGAACACCAUCUUUUUCGCUCUUGCCACAGCUGGCCUCGCCCUUGGAGCUGCCCUGGAGCCACGAUUCACUGUCGGUCAGACAGUACAAACCAACAAUGGACCUAUCACUGGCCAAGCCGCUUCGGUCGCCAAUCAAGUCAGCGAGUAUCUCGGAAUUCCUUUCGCCCAACCUCCUGUUGGCAGCCUGCGGUUUGCCGCACCAGUGAAGUACUCUGGCAACACAGCGCUGACUGCGACUCGCAUGUCAGCAUCAUGCCCUGCACUUGGUAUGGAAGGCCACUCAUCGAUUGUGCACGAUCCUUCGCCGUGGCAGGUCACGAUAAAAACGCUAACAUUCUACCCUAACACAGGCAGUGGAGACGUCUCUGACCCGCAAGCAUUUCCAAAGACAAGCACAGUCAAGUUCGGCUCCAACGGAGUGAAGAUCCUCAACCAGAUUAUAGCAGCAAACACUCCUUACAAUGAAGAUUGCUUGAAGCUCAACAUUUGGACCAAGCCUCAAACCGGCGAGGCGAAAAAGGCAGUGCUGCUUUGGGUCUACGGAGGAAGUUUCCUGCAGGGAGCAACCAACAAUAGCAUCUACAGUGGCCAGUUUCUUGCUGACAAACAAGAUGUUGUUGUUGUGAAUUUCAAUUACCGUACCAACAUUUUUGGAUUUCCUGGCGCCCCAAAUGUUGGAAAUCUUGGUCUCCUCGACCAGCGUAUGGCUGUUCAGUGGGUUCGCGACAACAUCGCCAGCUUCGGCGGCGAUCCCACACGUAUCACUCUCUUCGGGCAGUCCGCUGGCGGAGCGUCUCUUGAUUAUUACUCCCUGGCUUGGUACAACAACGACCCGAUCAUCAACGGCUUUAUCCAGCAAUCUGGUAACGUGGUCCAGCUGGGACCCCUCUUGCCAGCAGUCGCGCAGUACAACUGGAACCAGGUCACAUCCGACUUGGGAUGCGGCGAUAGCUCUGCUGAUCAGAGUCAAGUCAUUGCUUGUAUGCGUGGCAGCGGUAUCACCAUUCAGCAAAUCUUGAACUCCGCCGCCAAGAAGGAUGUCAAGUUUACCCCCAUCGCCGACGGCGUUACAGCUUUUGGCGAUAGUGGAGCUCGGAUCGCCGAUGGACGCUUUAUCAAGAAGCCCUGGCUCAUCGGCAGCACCAACGGCGAAGGCGGUUUCGUCAACACCCUUUUCCAAGCCAAAAACGGGUUCGCCUUGCCGCAGGCUGUCAUUGACCUGGGCACCCUGGCGAUUUUCACGUGCCCUUCCCGAAUUGCUGCCCAAUACCGUCUGCAGAACAACGUUCCUGUCUGGCGCUACCGUUUCUUCGGCCUCUUCCAGAACACCAUCGUUUCCACCACUCCAGACUCAGGUGCUUACCAUGCUGGCGAGCUUCCCUACGUCUUCGGCACGACUGGAACACUGAACGGCCCUGCCGACACCGACGCCGAGCGUAGCUUUAUCAACUACAUCCAAGGCGCAUGGGCCGGCUUCGCGAAGAACCCUGUUUCAGGCUUGACGAACUACGGCUGGCCUAGCUACAAUCCUAACAGCGCCUCUAUGGUCCAGCUUGGCCGCGACGGUGUCAAUGGUCCCAACCCGAUCAAUCCGUCUACCUCCUUUGACGUCCCUUGCCUUAUUGCCAUCCCGACGACGAGCUUGAUCUUCACUCUCGGCAAACUAUUGGACAGUAUCAAGGCUGGAGCCAGCAACCUCUUGACUCCGAUACUCUUCUGAUGGCACUACGCAUCCGGAGAGAAGCAAGGCGAUCUGCUCUACUUGGGACGGAGAAUUUCAGAUCACGCCAUGCCUGUGAUUCAUUUUUUCCGAGAACGAUAAUCCCUCGUCGUUCUUUAGAUAUAAAUAUUUUGUAUGUAUGGAAUCCCAAAUCGUGGAGGGUUUUGUGACACGGUUUUCAUGAUUCAAGAACAUCCAGUUUACCCAG
This is a messenger RNA of Dissoconium aciculare CBS 342.82, 2293 nucleotides long. Its product is annotated as alpha/beta-hydrolase. The transcript is spliced from 2 exons. Lineage: Eukaryota; Fungi; Ascomycota; Dothideomycetes; Mycosphaerellales; Dissoconiaceae. The record is from RefSeq and is a predicted model, not a curated record. The coding region runs from base 358 to 2085 and encodes 575 amino acids.